AUGAGUUCUUACGUCGCCAAUUCGUUUUAUAAGCAAAGUCCCACUGUUCCUGCCUAUGCCAUGCAAAGUUAUGGAAAUUAUGGAAGUGUGCCUGAGGUUCAGUCACCCAGGUACCGCUACAGUGGCUUGGAUCUAAGCAUCACCCUCCCCUCCUCCGCUGCCAGCUCCCUGAGCGGCUUGGACAUGUCGGCAACCCCCCGAGCUAACCCCGAGCGACCUUCCUGCACGGUCAUGGGUUCUUCAGGGCAUCCUUUAGCCAGAGACGAUCAAGUCCUAAAUCCCGGGAUUUACAGUCAGAAGAGUGCUAACACGGCGCUGGAGGAGAGAUCUAAGAGCUCGAGUGAAAUCAAAGCUGAGCCCGUUGCAAACAGCACAACAAGGAGACCACAACUGCAGCAGCAACAACCUCCACAAAUUUACCCCUGGAUGACCAAACUACACAUGAGCCAUGAAACGGACGGUAAACGCUCCCGAACCAGCUACACCCGCUACCAAACUCUGGAACUAGAGAAAGAAUUUCAUUUUAACAGAUACCUGACCCGGCGGAGGCGCAUUGAGAUCGCCAACAACCUCUGUCUGAACGAGAGACAAAUCAAAAUCUGGUUUCAAAACCGGAGGAUGAAGUGGAAGAAAGAUUCCAAGUUGAAAAAGCAAAGAGGCUCUUUAGUGAAUCCCAAUUACAAUGGAGGCGAACCCAAGAGAUCCAGGACAGCCUACACCAGGCAGCAGGUUUUGGAGCUGGAGAAGGAGUUUCACUAUAACAGGUACCUGACCCGGCGGCGACGCAUCGAGAUCGCCCACUCCCUUUGCCUCUCCGAGCGGCAGAUCAAAAUCUGGUUUCAGAACAGGAGGAUGAAAUGGAAAAAAGACCACAGGCUGCCCAACACCAAAGUACGGGCAGCAACGGCAGCGGCUGCCGGCGCCUCCACUGCCCCCGCCGCCCCGGCGAGCACGGCCGCGGGCGAGGAGCUGCCCUCCGCCGCCGCGCAGGACCCGCGCACGGAGGAUAUCACCAGGUUAUAAACACCCCCAGACCCGCACACAAAUGACUCUGGAUUAUUUAUAGAAUCUAAUAUAUAUAUAUAUAUAUCUUGGUUCUCCCCCCCCUUCCCUCGUAGUUUUUCUUUUAUUAUAAUAAUAAUAAUAAUAAUUAUUAUUAUUUUCCUGUGCGUAUAAAAAACAAUGGGUCUCCCCCAAGACCACGGGCUUUAGAUGCAUGUCAGAUAGCAUGAGGCCAGGUGUCUGUACCUGCAGGGUGUUUUUUUACGCCA
Molecule: messenger RNA, 1271 nt
Organism: Falco peregrinus (peregrine falcon)
Lineage: Eukaryota; Metazoa; Chordata; Aves; Falconiformes; Falconidae
Gene: HOXC5
Product: homeobox C5
Biological process (GO): regulation of transcription by RNA polymerase II; embryonic skeletal system morphogenesis; anterior/posterior pattern specification
Cellular component (GO): nucleus
Molecular function (GO): DNA-binding transcription factor activity, RNA polymerase II-specific; RNA polymerase II cis-regulatory region sequence-specific DNA binding
Source: RefSeq, a predicted model, not a curated record